Punica granatum (pomegranate) is the source of this 2123-nucleotide messenger RNA. NCBI's taxonomy places the organism in Eukaryota, Viridiplantae, Streptophyta, Magnoliopsida, Myrtales, Lythraceae. The record is from RefSeq and is a predicted model, not a curated record.
ACAUUCCGAUACUGCCCCUAGGGUUUAGCCCCCGCUGGAAUUUGCCAAAGUCCCAUCGUCCUUUCUACCCCGAAACCCUAGGCUCUCAUUCGGUUCCUCACCAGCAGCUGAGACGAACUGCGCCUCCGAACCCCACCACCCCGCCGGAGAAAUGGACGGAGCCGUGUCCGGCCCGUCGCUGGUGAAGCAGCUGGCCUCCUGCGACCAGACCCUCCGGGAACGCUCGCUCCGCCUCCUCCUCAAGACAUGGCUGCCCGUCCAAACCUCAAUCCCGGACUCCGACCUCAAGAAGCUCUGGAAGGGGCUCUUCUACUGCGUCUGGCACGCCGACAAGGUACAAUUCCAGUCUCAGCUCAUCAAUCGCCUGUCCGCCAUGAUGCUUUCCCUGGAGCUGCCCCUGUCCGUACAGUACUUCUCCGUCUUCCUCCUGACCAUGCGCCGCGAGUGGAACGGCAUAGACGCUCUCCGUCUGGACAAAUUUUACCUCUUGAUUCGUAGGUUUUUGCAUUCACUGUUCGCGCUCAUGAAGAAGUAUGGGUGGGAUUCGGAGCUUGUGGGUAGGCUUAUGGCGGUCUUGGAGGAGAGGACCUUUGGGGACGUUGAUCAGGUUCGGGGUAGUGGGGUUGAUUACCAUAUUGCCACUGUCUUCCUGGAGGAACUCAGGCCCUUCACGCCUCUUAAAUUGGAGAUGCUCGAGGUGUUGCUGAAGCCCUUGGUGCACGUAAUGAAGAGCUCCACGGAUAAGGUGCUGCUGGGGAAGAUUAGAUCUAAUGUGUUUGACGUGUUACUGGCCAAUGGGAAGAAGCUCUUGGAGGCCAAGAGGUGCGGUGCAGAUGUUGAUUCGUGCGAUGAUGUUAUGGUAUACGGGACCUUGGCUUUGAAGAUGGGGUUUGCGAGUAAGUUCUUCGAGUUGGGUUCUUCUACCGAUUGCGUUCAGGGGAACAGGAAGCUGUUGUUUGGUUUGCACGAGGAGUUCCUCAAGUUGGAGAAGAAAAUGGAAUCUUCAGGGAUUGAAGUUCCACCUCCCGAACCUGAAGACCGUGUUGAUGAUGAGGAGGAGGAGGAAGUGCCCAUCUUGGUUCCUAUCAACGGUGUUGAUCCUUCAGAGGAUGGUGCAAAUGGAGCUGCUGUUAAAACUAUGAAGAAGCGCAAGAAAUCGAAAAAGGAAUUGGGAGGUGGGAAGAAUGAGAAGAAAAGGAAAACGAAGAAGAAGAAGAAGGAAGUGAUGCCAGAGAAUGGUUUGGUGGAUAAGGAGAACAGUGAUCCCGUUCAGUUAAGUUGUGAGGACCCGACAGAGGAGCCAAAAGAUACUGCAGCUGUGGUGGUGCUUGAUGAGUCUAUGAUGUCAAACCUGCAAAUGCAGUUCGAGAAAGUUGCUGCCGAAGAGGGCUUGAAUGAAGGCCUGGAAAGCGCUUGUGAUUUUCUAGAAGCUGGGAGUAAUGGUGUUACCCUAAAGAAGAGAAAGAGAGGGAAGAGUACAAAGGGACAGCAACCUCAGGGCCUCAAGAUGGAAGAUCAAGGAGAUGACGAGGGCUUACUCUCUGCUAUGAGUGGGGAAAAAAGUGUAAAAAAAGUGAGAUUCUCCAUGAAGAACAACUUGGUCUGGAAGCCCCACACUCCUCUGCCUCCGCAAAGCAUAAGAAUACCGCCCUCUGUUACCCCCCGAGGUAGUGCUCUUAAGAAAGGGCUAUCUCCAGGUCCGAUAAAAGAGUCACCUCCCUCAUCAAAGAAGGCGAAACAGCGAGCUCGUACUGUGAGGAAGAUCAGGAAGAAGACGGCAAAGGGCGCAUCCCCUGCAGUCAAACGCCUGAAGAAGCUAAAAGCAUCUUCCCCGUAAUCAGUUUGUAAAAUCAGGUUGAAGAAUAGCAGGUUUUGGCUUUCUACUUCAAUUUUGGGGUUCAACCAUGUUAUGAUCUCUGAUUCUGUAACCUACUUUGUCCUGGUUUGAUAUUUGAAGCUUGUUAGCAGUGUUGACAGAAAUUUGAUUUUCCCCCCUAACUGGUACAAAAUGUGUUCAUUUUCCCUUCCUAUUUUCGGGAUAUAAGUAUAGGACCUGAGUUUAGACCGAUACUCUUCAUCAAAUACUUAUUCAUUGACCAAUGAUAUUGUCUUCUUAUAUUCAC